Messenger RNA from Colletotrichum orchidophilum, 1395 nucleotides. Its product is annotated as ATP-NAD kinase. Bases 1 to 1395 code for a protein of 464 amino acids. Gene Ontology annotation, biological process: NAD+ metabolic process; NADP+ biosynthetic process. Gene Ontology annotation, molecular function: NAD+ kinase activity. NCBI's taxonomy places the organism in Eukaryota, Fungi, Ascomycota, Sordariomycetes, Glomerellales, Glomerellaceae. The transcript has a single exon. The record is from RefSeq and is a predicted model, not a curated record.
AUGUCAAGGUCAGGAGCCCUCCGCCUGUGCGUCAGGCCCCGGGCUGCGGCGCAAAGUCGAGCUUUUCGACCUCUGGGCUUUUCGACGACUACGUCUACGCGGGCAGCUGAGAUCCGCGAUGUCUCUUCCCUGCCGUCUAGGGUUAUUCCAAAGUACCGCGACCCUCCGAACUCGACCUCUGGCCUGCUAUCCCUACACUGGCCAACGCCUCCGCGAAAUAUCCUUCUGAUGCCGAAGCUGCGAUCACCGCAAGUCCUACGGGCGACCAUCGACUUUGCGAAACAUCUACAAAGCACAUACUCUGGUCUGAACCUCAUAUUCGAGCCGAGGGUUGCGCAAAUGGUGCACGAGUCCUUCAACUUUCCCAUCUAUACGUGCGACCCGUCAGCGUUUCCGGAUAGGAUCGACAUGAUCACGACCCUGGGCGGCGACGGCACCAUUCUGCGCGCCGCUAGCCAUUUCAGCAUGUACUCGGCCGUGCCUCCGAUCCUUGCGUUUAACUUUGGUACAAUCGGAUUCCUGGCGGAGUGGAAGUUUGAGGAAUACAAGCGGGCUUGGAGGGAGGCAUACAUGAGCGGAAGCGGCGUCGCUGCCGAGGAUCUGUUGACGCCGCACACGAGAGUUGCGAGCGGGGAGAAGGAACACGACGUCAAGGAUCGGGGUCAGUCCGGAUGGCAUGCGUCUCCGGGGAAGAGCAUGGGGCCGAGCCGGGCAGCUAAGAUCCUGCUCCGGCACCGACUACGGGUCGGCGUGUACGACAACAACGGCCAAAAUAUCAGCAGCCAAUUGCUUCCGACGACCAAAUCCCAGGCGCACCUGCCAGCUGUCCCCCCUGAGGACACAAUACUAUCGAAACGAGACAUCCCGCAACCGAUCCACGCCCUCAACGAACUUCUGAUUCAUCGAGGCCCGAAGCCACAUCUUGCCCACAUCGACAUCUACCUCAACAACCGAUUCCUGACGGAAGCCGUCGCAGACGGCAUUCUCUUAAGCACACCGACGGGCUCUACAGCGUACAGUCUAAGCGCCGGUGGCUCCAUCAUACACCCCCUCGUCAAAUCCCUACUCAUCACUCCAAUUUGCCCAAGGAGUCUGAGCUUCCGCCCCUUGGUUCUUCCUCUCAAUACCAAGGUGACACUCAAGGUCAGCAGCAAGAACCGCGAUGGAGAGCUUGAGGUCAGUAUCGACGGCAAGCGAAGCGCCGGCGCCGGCAUCGGCACGGAAAUUCGCGUCGAGGGCGAGAUGGUAGGCGAGUCCAGCAACGGUGACUGGAAGGGAGGAGUGCCCUGCGUCAUUUGCGGGCCAGGCAAGGGCGACGCGUCGGACUACGACGACGACGGGUGGGUAGGUGGCCUCAACGGCCUCCUAAUGUUCAACUACCCCAUCGGGAGGUGA